CUUGUUCAUCCCAUACCGCUCUCCUCUACUAGUCGCCCUCCCUGCCUUUUACCCAUGCCUCCCCCAUGCUAUGCCGAUCUUUCCAGUUCUGCCAGGGAUCUUUUCGAAAAGCAUUUUAAAUUUGGCCUAUUGAAUUUUGAUUUCAAAUCUAAGACAUCGAAUAAUGUUGAUAUCCAUAUAAAUGGAAACCGGCGUCCCAUUUCCAAUGCACUUGCAACCUUCUUAGAAAUGAAAACAAUCCUGUCGCCUGGCGUACGGGCUAACGUUAAAUUAACCUCCAAUUGGGUCACAACCUUCGACCUUGAAGCGAAGGGAAAGCUGCAUCCAAAUCUCAAGCAUAAUUUGGUUUCCGUUCUUGAGAAAGAGACAGGAAACAAGUCAUUGACGGCCAAGACCUCGUUCUCUCAUGAUAUCGUUAAUGCGGGUUUAGAUCUAGGCUUUACUUCAAAAUACCCCCUUGUCACCGGCUCCCUCGUAUGCAAGGAUUACUCUGCUGGUGUGCAUGCAGUCUUUGAUUCAGCCCAGAUGAUUAUUAAUCGAUAUCAAUACGCUUUUAAUUGUCGGCAUGACGAUAUACACGCCUGCAUUUCACUGACUAACCAUUCAAAUAUUGAUCUUAAUGUCUUUCACAGCAUAGACAAUCUUGAUGUGGGCUUUAAACUAGGAUGGACUAAGCAAAAUAGCGCAACGUCCUAUGGUGCUGCACUCAUGUACAGGCCCUGCAAAAACUCGUUUAUAAAGGCGAAAGUCGACCAAGAUUCAAUCGUCGGUCUCGCUUACGGCAUAAAAGCUAAUCCAGAAAGUUGA
Protopolystoma xenopodis is the source of this 807-nucleotide messenger RNA. Lineage: Eukaryota; Metazoa; Platyhelminthes; Monogenea; Polystomatidea; Polystomatidae. The record is from the annotation of a GenBank genome assembly.